Messenger RNA from Candidozyma haemuli, 2328 nucleotides. RefSeq names its product mRNA splicing protein. Lineage: Eukaryota; Fungi; Ascomycota; Pichiomycetes; Serinales; Metschnikowiaceae. The record is from RefSeq and is a predicted model, not a curated record. Gene Ontology annotation, cellular component: post-mRNA release spliceosomal complex; U2-type catalytic step 2 spliceosome; Prp19 complex. The transcript has a single exon. Gene Ontology annotation, biological process: mRNA splicing, via spliceosome; generation of catalytic spliceosome for first transesterification step. The coding region runs from base 1 to 2328 and encodes 775 amino acids. Gene Ontology annotation, molecular function: protein binding.
AUGCCAUGGGUUCUUCAAGAAGAGGAUAUUCCCUACGAGCAGCUGCUUUCUCAGGAUCCCUAUAAUGAGUCAAAUUGGCUCGAAUACGCAGAAAACACUCUAGACAAACACCACAGAGCUGGGAUACUCAAUAGAGCUACAGCCACCCUUCCAGCAUCCACACUUCUAUGGAACGCAUACUUUGAGACGGCUUUUCACGAUAAGACUGCUUUGAAGGGAGCCUACGAGAAGGCUCUUCGGGUUCUUAAUACCAGUCCAAGUAUAUGGAAUAAGUACUUGAGACUACUCAUUGACGAGAAGAAAGAGCAUAUAAAGCAGGUGUUUGAUUCUGCAUUGUUUAACCUACCGACGUUUUACCAUGGCGAAGUAUGGAAAUUGUAUUUGGCAUAUGCGGGAAGCACAUCAGGUGAAUCUGAAGAGACCAUUGCACAGAUAUACAUACAAGCGAUCAAGGCCAAGGCAUUGGAUAUUCAGAUUCCAGUCAAUGCAUUCACAGUUAUUGAUGCUGUGCUACGAAGUGGAAAUGCUUCGCUUAUACGUGAAUUGUGGGGGUUUAUCUGGCAGAGACAACUCGGUUCAGAUGCACCUAAGCAAUUGGCAGAUUACCUUCUUCACAGUAAACUGUUCUUGCUGGUUGACGAAGACCUUUUUAACGAACUUUGCGAUGAUUUUGCUCUACGGCUGCCUACGUUGAAAAGCUUAGUGCUUGUUCGUAAGGCGAGGUACUACGAAGACAGAGAUGUUACGAAAGCCAGGUACUUCUACAGCUUGGCGCUUUCUCUGGUUACAACCGCCAGCGACGUUUCCAAAGCAUUUAACGAGUUCGUGGACUUUGAAGACUCGCUUUUGGAUAGCUUGGACGAGGACGAGCUCGAAACUCGCCUUAAUAUUCUUGAAACUUUUAUAAACAGAAGACCAUUCCUUAUAAACGACGUCAAGCUUCGAGCAAGCCCAAAUAACGUGGACGUCUGGCUUGAAAGAGCCGCUAUCUUUGGCAACGAUAAUGCUGGAAAAAUCAAAACCUUAGUGGAUGCCCUUAUGAACGUUAAUCCUUUGGAAGCAACAGGCCAGAAGAGUCUCGUUGACGUUUGGGACGAAUACGCUAAAGUCUACCUGGACCUGGGAGAUAUAAAAACAGCUGUUUUGAUCUACUCAAAGGCUGCAAACUCCCAAUUUAAGCAUCCUCUGGACCUUGCAUCCAUUCAUGUUUCAUGGACCGAAUCUCUCCUUCAAAUGUCUGACGAAUCAGCAUUGGAACACAUUGAAGAUGUACUCUUCAACCAUGUUCCGCUGAACCAUAAGAAAAUUAAGCUUUCUCAAGCAUCCGUUCCCGUCCAGGCACGAGUCUUUAAAUGUACUGAGUUGUGGAAGUUCUACAUUGAUCUACUCAAAGCUCUUCUUGACGAUAAAAACCCAGAGUUUGUCUGGAACAAGCUCCACGCUGCGUAUCAGCAGAUGCUUGAUCUUGAAGUAAUCACUUUGGGGCUUAUUUUUGACUACGCUAGCUUUUUGAAAGAGCAAAAGUCUCAAGAUCGUGCUAUGGCGCUUUACGAAGAAGCACUUCGACACUUCCAGGCUCCAGCUGCUCAGUUUGAACUAUGGGAGGUUUACUUGAAGGAUAUUCUCAAGGGAUCGGCAAAUCUUGAACGAAUCAGACACCUUUUUGAGCAGUGUCUUUCGGGUAUUCCGCUCCCUGGACAUCUUGUUAAGAGCAUCUUUGACAUGUAUAUCGCUUUCGAGGAGAAGAAUGGACAAGUGAUGAAGUCCAGCAAACUCCUUGAAAGAGCAAUUGCAUACCUUACAGCCGCUUACGAUGAGCCAGUGGUGAAGUAUACCAAACAAGAACUCAACAAGAUCGUUGAUGAUAAGUUCGACUACCAGCUCCAGCUUUUGACCAGAAUUGAAAAGCUCAAAGACCCACAACUCACAAGAACCACUCUUCAAGCUGCCGCCGAAGAUGUUCAAUAUUCAAUGCCUCAACUUCUCGAACUUGGCCUUCGGUUUGUCAGGUUUGAAAUCUCUCGAAGAGAAAUCGUCAGAUCCAGGUCGCUUUUCAAGCACUUUGUACUGUUGGGAAACCCAGAAUCACAUCUAUUUGCAGAAAUGUGGUCUGCUUGGGAGAAGUUUGAGGUUCAAUACGGCGUUGAACAGCUGUUUAAAGAGAUGUUAAAGUAUAAGAGACAGCUUGCAAGAGAGUUUGUCGAAGUUGAACAAGCAAAACAGGAAGUCAACCCAUUGGGCUUCGUUAAAGGAGAAACUAAAGGAGGUGAGAUUAAGCCAAAAGCGGUGGAAAACCCAGACGCUAUUGACUUGGACAUGGAUAUGUAA